Molecule: messenger RNA, 525 nt
Organism: Staurois parvus
Lineage: Eukaryota; Metazoa; Chordata; Amphibia; Anura; Ranidae
Source: the annotation of a GenBank genome assembly
AUCAAGCACCUAGGCAUGUAGACUGAUUCUACAAACAUUUGUGAAAAAUGAAUGAGUCGCUCUCAGGAGCUCAGUGAAUUCAAUCGUGGUACCGUGAUAGGUUGCCACCUGUGCAAGUCCAUCCGUGAAAUUUCCUUGCUACUAAAUAUUCCACGGUCAACUGUUAGUGGUAUUCUAACAAAGUGGAAGCAACUGGGAACAACAGCAACUCAGUCACGAAGUGGUAGGCCACGUAAAAUGAUAGAGUUGCAUCAGCGCAUGCUGAAGUUCACAGUGCGCAGAAGUCGCCAACUGUUUGCAGAGUCAAUAGCUAAAGACUUCCAAACUUCAUGUGGCCUUCAGAUUAGCACAACAACAUUGUGUAGAGAGCUUCAUGGAAUGGGUUUCCAUGGCCUAGCAGCUGCAUCCAAGCCUUACAUCACCAAGUGCAAUGCAAAGCGUCGGAUGCAGUGGUGUAAAGCCGCUGUAGAGCAGUGGACAAGAGAACGGUAUUUACCUGACUGCAUUGUGCCAAGUGUAAAGUUU